Messenger RNA from Brassica napus (rape), 1249 nucleotides. RefSeq names its product F-box protein At5g52880. The transcript is spliced from 6 exons. Bases 110 to 838 code for a protein of 242 amino acids. The record is from RefSeq and is a predicted model, not a curated record. NCBI's taxonomy places the organism in Eukaryota, Viridiplantae, Streptophyta, Magnoliopsida, Brassicales, Brassicaceae. Gene Ontology annotation, molecular function: protein binding.
CAUUGAGUUGUUGGUAUGAGAAUACAGAAAAAGUAGUAGCCCACAAACAGCAACUCGGAUAGAUCAAAACUUAGAGAAGACGAGAAGUCAACAACAUACAUAUUUGAAUAUGAUGAGAUACCAAAAUCUAAUGGUAGGAGAUGGCCUAUCCGAUCAUCAUCGCUACCCAUUUGCUUGCAAUGAACUGAUCUCCAUGAUAGAUCUUGGUUACUCUCGUUUACCCAAAGAUGUCAAAGCCUUCAUCUUCCAAGAUUGUCUCUCCGCUUUUCGUCUUCUUCCCGAGAUGAACACAACAGCUGCUGUUUCAGCCGCUAACCUUCUUGUGAAGAGCGUGGAAUCAGCAUUUCCAAAACAGAAGAAGAACUUAGCCAUUGUACAAUUUAAGCAAGCAAAAGUAGCACUUAAGAGACGAACUAAGAGCCAUGAGGAAAGUAGAGAUACACCUUCACUACCACAAGAUGUCCUUGUUUACAUUUUCAGUCUCCUUGAUGUAUCAUCCUUAAUUUCCUCAUCUCAAGUCUCUCGCUCAUGGAACCUAGCAACGCAUGAAGGCUCUCUGUGGCGAUCACUUUUUAAUCUUCACUUCAGUCACGACGUCUUGACUCAUAUUCAUCCCGGUUUUGACUGGAGAGAAGCCUUUAAGAACGAAUGCAUUGUGUAUAAUUUAUCAAAGAUGUUAAGAUCUGGUCGCGGAUAUUGCAGUUACUGUGACACCCUUGUUUGGCAUGACAACUUUAGAUGUCCGAAGAAACAAUGUCAGUUUGAAUCAGGCAAGGAGCAACUGGACCCCAUUUUAACUCACCAGGUUGUUAACUAUUUACUGGGGAUAACUAGCUAGUCUGAUGAAAGUAAUUUGGACGAAAGUGAUUCAGUGGACAGUGGUUCGACUGAGAGUGACUCGGUCGAAAGUGAUUCGGACGAUGGGGACGGUCCUGGACUAUGGGCUAAUCCUAAGAAACACACAGAAAGGAUUCCUACUCCAUAGUUUCACAGCUUAACCCAAUAUGACAUGGUUAGGGGCUGGCUGAGCAAAAAAACCUUUAAUAAAUGAGAGGAUUCCUUUAUGUGUGUGAACUUUCUUACUCGUAUGCACAUUCAGAGUUAUCAACUUAGUACAGAACAGCAAAUGUUAGAGGAAUUGAAGAAGACGAUAAAAUGGAUAAAAUGAUUCUGUUAUUCUGUUACAGAGUGAAUGCUCUGUUUAUAUACAUACAUAAUGAACCGGUUUACUCGGUUAGAUGUUGGUUUA